Molecule: messenger RNA, 3595 nt
Organism: Oldenlandia corymbosa var. corymbosa
Lineage: Eukaryota; Viridiplantae; Streptophyta; Magnoliopsida; Gentianales; Rubiaceae
Source: the annotation of a GenBank genome assembly
CCCCCCCACCCCCCCGCGGGUGAUUUUACAUUUCCCUUCAUUUUUUCCCUUGUGUAUUAUACGUUUUCUCGGUACACGUUGAGCAGCAAGGUAAAAUAUAAAAGGAGUUGGGGUGAAACGUGAAAGAGAGGAAGAGAGGUUUGGUUUUGCCAAGUAUUAGCUUUGGGGUUUGGGUGGCCUCGGCUUUUUUAUCCCACCUCUUCUUGAUUCUGCGCACCUGAAUUCUCUCAGCUUUGUCCACUCUCUCUAUCUCUGUGAGACCAUCUUAGUCGGUUCUGCAUUUGGAGUUCAAUCAGCUUGUUUUUCUUUGCAACUGAUUUAGCUGUUCGUGAAUGCAAUUCUGUUGAAAGGAUAUAGAUUUGAUACGGAGAAGGGAGAUAGGAAAAGGGUUCACAUUUAUACCGACAUAGCCACAAAAACAACUCAGGUUUUCCGGGGGAGAAAAAGGAUAUAUACACAUUAAUGCGAAGGUAUCUACUUUAACUCAUCAUAAUGCAACAAGUUAAUUGGGUAUCAUCUUUUUUUUUUUUUUGGCGGUGUAAUUUGAUUGUUGCUAUCUGUGAUACGUGGGUUUUUGGUUCUUAGGUUCAAUGAUGCGUAAAUUGGCGUUGAAAAGUUUUCUCCUUUAGUCCACCAGUGGUUGAAUAAUUAGGGCUUUUGAUUGUUGAAGAAUUCCUUGUUAUUGGGUUAUCUGUGGAAGUUUGACUGGUUUGGGAAUUUGGGUUCUGAGAUUUGAAGUAAAUAGCAUCUGGGUUUUUUUUUGUUUGUUUGAUCAGGUGGUUUACUGAAUGAGGCAUUUGAGGUAAAACAUCAGGCUUCCUUCUUUGUCUCGGGUGUUUUCACCCAUCUGAUUGGGUAGUUUAGAGUUUUUCGAGCUGAUCUAAGUUGAUCAAGGUAAGGAUUUUGCAAUUUCUGUUCCUGGUAUCUUAUUGCCUUGAAUUGAAGGGAUUGAGUUGCUGGUUUCGCGCUGGUUUGAUCAAUAAUAUAUUAUGAAUCGGAGAGUGAGGAGGAAGGUGUCAAGGAGGGGAAAGGAGAAGUUGGAUUGCCCGGAGGUUGAGGAAUGUUUAGUUUUGGAUGAUACAGGCGUGCUUGAUUGGACUAAGUUGGCUGAUGAUUCAGUGUUACAGUUGUUUUCCUGUCUUAAUUACCGUGAUCGAGCAAGCUUGUCAUCGACUUGUCGGACUUGGAGACUUUUAGGUGCUUCACCAUGCUUGUGGCAGACACUGGACAUUCGUGCUCAUAAAUGUGAUGCUGCGGCUGCAGCUUCUCUUGCUCCUAGAUGUCGAGAUCUGCGAAAGCUUCGUUUCCGUGGUGCCGAAUCAGCUGAUGCAAUCAUAAAUAUUCAAGCUAGAAAUUUACGCGAGAUCAGCGGUGAUUAUUGCAGGAAAAUUAGUGAUGCUACGCUCUCUGUGAUUGCUGCUCGGCAUGAGAAGCUUGAGAGUCUCCAACUCGGGCCAGACUUCUGUGAAAGGGUAACCAGUGAUGCAAUAAAAGCAUUGGCCCUCUGUUGCCGUAAUCUCCAGAAACUUAGGCUCUCUGGUAUCCGCGAUAUUGACGCGGAUGCUAUAAAUGCGUUGGCCAGUAAUUGUCCAAAUUUAAUAGACAUUGGCUUUAUUGACUGUCUUUGUAUUGAUGAGGCAGCACUCGAAAAUGUAUCAUCCCUUCGCUUCCUUUCAGUUGCUGGUACUAGCACUGUGAAGUGGCCUUUGGUUUUACAGCACUGGAACAAGUUACCUAACCUACUAGGUUUAGAUGUAUCUAGGACAGAAAUAACUCCUAAUGUCGUUUCAAGAUUAUUCUCAUCCUCCCAGAGUCUAAAGGUGUUGUGUGCUUUACAUUGUCCAGCUCUUGAAACAGAUGAGAGCUUUGUUUCCAACAAUAAUCAUAAAGGUAAACUGUUACUUGCAACUUUUACAAAUAUUCUCAAAGGAGUAGCUUCCCUAUUUGCCGAUACUACUAAGCAAGAGAAGGACGUGUUCUCGGAUUGGCGAAACUCAAGCAUCAAGGAUAAGAAAUUGAACGAGAUCAUGUAUUGGCUGGAAUGGAUCCUGUCACAUUCACUGCUACGCAUUGCUGAGACCAAUCCACAGGGUUUGGAUAGUUUCUGGCUCUCCCAAGGUGCCAAUCUAAUGCUCAAUUUGACGCAGAGCACUCAGGAGGAAGUUCAAGAGAGGGCUGCUACUGGCCUUGCAACUUUUGUAGUCAUUGAUGAUGAGAAUGCCAGUAUUGAUGGUGGAAGAGCAGAAGCAGUUAUGCGAGAUGGUGGCGUACGACUCCUCUUAAAUCUUGCAAAAUCAUGGAGGGAGGGGCUUCAGUCAGAAGCUGCAAAGGCGAUUGCGAACUUAUCAGUCAACACCAAUGUUGCAAAAGCUGUGGCGGAGGAAGGAGGUAUCAAUAUUCUUGCAAGUUUAGCUAGGUCUAUGAAUAGGAUGGUUGCCGAAGAGGCAGCAGGAGGACUUUGGAAUCUUUCAGUUGGCGAAGAGCAUAAGGGUGCCAUUACCCAAGCAGGCGGGGUCAAAGCUUUAGUUGAUCUUAUCUUUAAAUGGUCCAAUGGUGGCGAUGGAGUUUUGGAACGUGCAGCUGGUGCCUUGGCAAAUUUGGCUGCAGAUGACAAAUGUAGUAUGGAAGUUGCCUUAGUAGGUGGAGUACAUGCUUUGGUUACUUUAGCACGUACUUGCAAAGUUGAUGGAGUGCAAGAGCAGGCCGCUCGAGCCUUGGCUAAUUUGGCUGCUCAUGGAGAUAGCAACACGAACAAUGCAGCUGUUGGACUAGAGGCAGGAGCUCUUGAUGCUCUUGUACAACUUACUAAGUCUGUUCAUGAUGGUGUCAGGCAAGAAGCUGCUGGGGCUUUGUGGAACUUAUCGUUUGAUGACAGGAAUCGAGAAGCGAUUGCGGCUGCUGGAGGAGUUGAAGCUUUGGUAAUAUCUUUCGCUGACUUGUGCUAGACUGCAUACAUUACUUGGAGAUUCUGUAGAAUGUCUUAUGAUUUGUUGACCUGACAAGACUGGUAGCUUCCAUUAUUGGGUAUCUGGGAGUGCUUUGAUAGCAUUCUGGUUUGCUUUAUAUUCAGAUAAUUUUGUUCUCCAUCUUUUAAAGAAUGAAAUAUUGGAGAACUUUGUUAGAUUUACAUCAAGUUUUACUCCGUGCUCUGACUUUCCCAAUUUAAUCUCUUAACAAUUAUUGCAUUGGCACCCUGGGUAUGGCAUAUUGUUGAUGACGUGUGAAUUCUGUAGUUAGUCUAUUUGCAAGUAUUAAGAUUUAGGAUGAGAAAACUUUCGUGUUUGUGUACAUUUUAUUGUUGAUUGGUGCUGGAUUUCAUCAACUGUUCUAGUUGCCAGUUUUCCAUAGUCAUAUAACUUGUUAACUCACUUGUGUUAUUAAUACCUAUAUUUUGGUUGGACUAAAGCAGCAAUAUCAUCGGUAAAGGGAUCUAAUCAUUCUUGGUUUGAAUAAAAGGAUCUCAGAUAAAGUUGUAGGAUGUUCCAACAAACACAGAUUGUCUCAUACUGGCUUAGCCGGUUUUGAGGAAGUGAUUGCUAAGUAGAUUACGCCAUGCGAAAAGAAGCACAUUGUUUACUUGCACCUUCGUCCUUUU